This is a messenger RNA of Wyeomyia smithii (pitcher-plant mosquito), 901 nucleotides long. RefSeq lists its product as uncharacterized. Gene Ontology annotation, molecular function: ferric iron binding; ferrous iron binding. The transcript is spliced from 2 exons. NCBI's taxonomy places the organism in Eukaryota, Metazoa, Arthropoda, Insecta, Diptera, Culicidae. Gene Ontology annotation, cellular component: cytoplasm. The record is from RefSeq and is a predicted model, not a curated record. Gene Ontology annotation, biological process: intracellular iron ion homeostasis; iron ion transport. Bases 87 to 764 code for a protein of 225 amino acids.
GUCGCUCACUCAGCGCUCAAAAGCGCGCACCAGUCCCGACCUACAUUGCCAGUCCCGAAACGAAUGUCGUUCUGAAUAAGUUGAUAAUGAUACUACUCGCGGUUGUACUUACGGUAUCUGCCAUUACUUGGCCCAGGACAGAAGCAAUUCAGGUUAACCAAACGUGCUGGACCGAUAGCCGCCAUUGCAGAUCCCGAUUCGGCGGCUAUAGAUUCGUGAACAAUGAUCUGACUGACAUCACGACGCAGCUGGUGGAUCAGUCGUUCGAUUUCCUGUUCCUAUCGGCUGCGUUCAAGCAGUACGACCGGAACCGGCCAGGUUUCGAAAAGUUGUACCGCAAAAUCGCCGACCGAGCCUGGUCCGAUGCGAUUGCCGUAAUGCAGUACCAGGGAAAGCGUGGAUAUCUGAGCUCUUUUAAUCCAAACUAUCAAGGCUCGAACAGUAACCUGCGUGCGCUAAGUGACCCAGAGAGUGCCAGUGAACACAGUUCGCUCCAGCUGGCGAUGGAAUACGAGAAACAGGUGGCGAAUAUGGCACACGCCAUCCACAAGAAGGCUUCCGUUGCCCAUCAGCGCCCAGCGCAGUACGAUCCGGAUGUGGCGCACUUCCUGGACCGGCAGUUGGUCAGUCAAAGGAGUGAUACGGUCCGGAAACUGACCGGAUACAUUCACAUGCUGGAUGGAAUUCUGAACGCGGAUCAUGAUGUCGAUACCGCCGAUCUCGGUUUGAGGAUGUUCGAUGAUUACCUUGAAUCGAAUGAGUAGCUGGGUAUCGUGGAAGAUUUCCUUAGAAAAAAAUAUAUUUUUUGUAGAAACCAACAUAAACCUCAGAAUCGAGUGUAAAGUGAAAUGUAUGCUAUAAACAAAAAUAUACUAAGACCGGAAGUGUUCAAUUUCAUCAA